Molecule: messenger RNA, 2121 nt
Organism: Prunus mume (Japanese apricot)
Lineage: Eukaryota; Viridiplantae; Streptophyta; Magnoliopsida; Rosales; Rosaceae
Product: acetolactate synthase small subunit 2, chloroplastic-like
Biological process (GO): L-valine biosynthetic process
Cellular component (GO): cytosol
Molecular function (GO): acetolactate synthase activity; acetolactate synthase regulator activity
Source: RefSeq, a predicted model, not a curated record
GGGUUCAAUUGGAAGUGUAAAGAGAGGCGGUGAACAAGUCGUUUUGGGGUUGGGUCCAGGUGAGCUUUGUGUGGCGAAAAGCCAUCGUAUGACUAUCACCGUUCAUCAAGACUCAAAACACCACGUGCUACUAGUGACAAAUGGCUAUGCAUGAAUGUGAUUUUUAAGGUCUUUCUCUCAAAUAUAAAACACUGUCGGCUGCUUUCUCUCUAAAUCCAACAAUGGCGGCCGCCGUGUCAUCACCAUGCUCAACUCCACUGAUGACCCAGAAACCAAGUCUCAGAGUGGAUAUCAGACAUGGGUUUUUGAAAAGCUUUGAUUUUGGCCACCAGAAACCACUCAAAUGGAAGACUUUCCACCUGAAGGAGUGGGUGGUCUCUGCUAGCACUGACAAUGCAGUUUCUGUCACUGAUCCUGUGCCUUCAUUGAUUCGCUCUAAGGUGAAACGCCAUACAAUUUCGGUGUUUGUUGGUGAUGAGAGUGGAAUAAUAAACCGAAUAGCAGGGGUUUUCGCCAGGAGGGGUUACAAUAUUGAGUCCCUUGCCGUUGGUUUGAACAAAGAUAAGGCUCUCUUUACCAUAGUUGUGUCUGGAACUGAAAAGGUUUUGCGGCAGGUUGUUGAACAGCUCAACAAGUUGGUGAAUGUGAUAAAGGUUGAAGACAUAUCAAAGGAGGAACAUGUAGAACGUGAAUUGAUGCUUAUCAAACUGAAUGCAGAUCCAAGUACCCUCGCAGAGAUCAUGUGGUUAGUGGACAUCUUCAGAGCAAAAAUUGUUGAUAUCUCUGAACAUUCACUGACAAUUGAGGUUACUGGAGACCCUGGGAAGGUGGUUGCUGUUCAAAGAAACUUAAGCAAGUUUGGUAUCAAAGAAGUUGCAAGAACUGGAAAGAUUGCUUUGAGACGAGAAAAGAUGGGUGAGACAGCUCCUUUUUGGAGAUUCUCUGCAGCUUCUUAUCCAGAUCUUGAAAAGUCAAUGGCUAUUGAUGAUAUUGCGGUGAAAGCAAACCGUUCACUCAAUGUUGAUGCCAGUACUGCCUCAAGGGGUGAUGUUUAUCCUGUGGAGCCCUAUGAUGACUUUCGUUUGAAUAAAGUUCUUGAUGCUCAUUGGGGUGUUCUCUAUGAUGAAGAUCCAAGUGGGGUUCAAUCACACACUUUGUCUAUGAUUGUGAAUGACUGCCCUGGAGUUCUAAACAUAGUUACAGGAGUCAUGUCUCGAAGAGGUUAUAACAUUCAGAGCCUAGCUGUGGGGCCUGCUGAAAAGGAAGGGCUUUCUCGCAUUACAACUGUCGUUCCCGGUACUGACGAUUCAAUUACCAAGUUGGUCCAGCAACUUCACAAGUUAAUAGAUCUUCACGAGGUUCGGGAUAUCACACACUUACCAUUUGCAGAGCGAGAGUUGAUGUUGAUAAAGAUUGCUGUGAACACUACUGCUAGGAGGGAUGUUCUUGAUAUUGCCAGCAUUUUCCGUGCUAAAGCCGUUGAUGUAUCUGAUCAUACAAUUACCCUUGAGCUUACUGGUGAUAUAAAUAAGAUGGUUGCACUGCAGAAGUUACUUGAGCCCUAUGGGAUUUGUGAGGUUGCACGAACUGGGAGGGUGGCGUUGGAGCGGGAGUCUGGUGUGGAUUCCACUUAUCUUCGUGGAUACCCCCUUCCAGUAUAAUUCCUCACUUUUUGCCUGUUGACUUGUCCAUCUAGAAAGAGGAAUAAAAAUCUAGUUUGGCUUCCCAUCGUUUGUUUUAGGUCUCAGGGAGAAUGAACCGACAUGCAUGGAAGUUCGAAUCUCUGUAUUUUUAUUUUCCUUUUUAUGUGAUGAGGAGGAAUCCACCGUCUUCUUUCGGAGGUCAUCGAUAAACCUUUGAUAGAUGACCCUACUAACAAGAAUUUUGUUGUACUCCGGGAGGGAUGUAGGAGUAUGGUGCUCAUGCAACCAUGCAGGUUAAAAUUAAGAAAUGAGUGUAUUAUUAGUGCUUAAAGACUUUAGGUUAUCAGCUUCAUGUUGUAUCAGUGUUUAAGACUUAGGUAAUCUCAGCUUUAUGUUGUAUCAGUUGAACAAGUAGAUAUAUCAAAUGAGGGAUCGACACGUUGUUAUCUAGCCAAAGAUAACAUGGAUUUAAUCUUCU